This is a messenger RNA of Thecamonas trahens ATCC 50062, 4972 nucleotides long. RefSeq lists its product as uncharacterized. The coding region runs from base 1 to 4857 and encodes 1618 amino acids. The record is from RefSeq and is a predicted model, not a curated record. NCBI's taxonomy places the organism in Eukaryota, Apusomonadida, Apusomonadidae. The transcript has 2 exons.
AUGUCCCCUGCGGCCUUUCUCUCUCCCGAAGGAAGUAAGUAUGUCGAGGAUAAGGACGUGGACUCGCCACUUCGUGCUGUGUGGUCGCCGGUGGUAUCUCGUCUUGCGUCUGGCCCUUUGACCGGCGUUCCGUACGAGCGUGUGCUGGAGACUCAGCUAAGAGUCGUUGCCAUGCACAUGCGCCACGGUGCGUACGAGCUCGGCCUCGAUGUGCUCAAGACUGCGGUUUUGGCGCUGGCGCGAGUCUAUUCGGGACCGCUUGCCCUCUUUUCCCGGCUCUACGAUCCGGUCCUCGACACCGCACGGAUGUUUAUGGCCGCGCUCAUCUCGCGCAGCGAUCCGUCACUCCUCACCUCGCUGACCACAAUUGUGGCCCAUCCGAUUCGAGUCGGCGCCGCGCUCUCUCCAGACAUCGGCACCAAGCUUGUCGAGUUGUUCGCCCAGGCCGGCUCGGACCUCUCUGCCCGCACGCUUCCGGUCUCGCAUCCGCUCGCGGGCGUGGCCGAGCACAUGCACUGGCUCGCGGCUGAGAUUGCCGGCUCGCUCCGGCUCCAUAACGCCCACGUGGAGCGGCUUAUCGCCAUGGGCGACGCCUUUGUGGAAAAGGCGCUCGCUCUCCGUGCCGCCGGAUCGAUCGAUCCGUUCACCGCUGGCUACCAGCGGGCGACCUCGAUGUACAACGCGGCGUGGCGUGCAGCUCAGAGCCACUCGGACGCCGUCGCCCCGACAACGCUCGCCGCCGCGGCUGUCUCGCUCGCCCGUGUUCCGCUCCUGCUCCUCGCCCACUACUCAGGCGACUUUCAGUCGACCCUCGAUCGCGCCCGACAGCUCGCUUACUUCAACCCGCAUCUUGUGCCUGGUGAGCAGCACAUCUCGCUCGCCACCCUUGUCCGCAUGGCCGAUCGUCUUGCUAACGCGGGCUGUCACUCGCAUGCCCAGUCUAUUCUCUGCUUUGCUGUUCAGUAUGCCUCACUUUUUGAGGCUCUCCUCCCGCAGGUUCUGCCUCUCUCUGACAAGCUCGAGCGGACCUCGCAGCUGCUGUAUGCCCGCGAUCCCGCGAGCGUGCUUGCUGGCAAGCCCGAGCUUGGUCUCGAAUCGUAUGACGAGUCCGAGUCGUCGCGAGCCGGCGAGGCCACGUCGUCCGAGGCUGGCGGCUCGCUCGAUCUUGCGGCUACAGCUGGCCUCGGAUCGAGCUCUGGCCGGCAUUUUCUCCCGGCCGAGGCCCAGUGGGUUCGCAACCGGCGCAUCGUCCUUGCGCUGCGCGUGCUUCUCAUGACGCUCUCGGAGCGCACAUUUGGCGCCUCGCCGUUUGGCGGGCCGCAGGCCGAAUCCGGCCCAGGAUCGGUCCUUCCGCCGUUUUCGGUUCUCGAUGCUGAUGAGGACAUGGUUCGCUUUGUCUCGAUGCUGGUCACCCAGUGGGCUCUCGCGCUCCCACCGUCGACCAUCACCUUUUCGGCAGUCUUUCACCACUUUGACACUUGCACCGAGCUACAUGCCGCGCUUCAGCCGCGCGGCAAGGCGUACAUGCUGCAUCUAUACGCCUCGGGCCUCGAUGCCUUUCUUGCCUUUCGCGUCCGCGACGCCUUCAACUACUUUGGCGCCUCGCCCGAGCCGUUUGCGCUCAUCACCGGCUCGACGCUCACCUCGCGCGAGCUGCACCCGUUCUCGGGCCUCGACUCCGUCUUUGUCGUCGCCCACGACUCGUCGGCCACCGCGUACGUCACUGGCCUGGCGCAGCUGCUCGCCACCGAGCUGUACAACCUCGGCGAGACCCGUGAGCUGACGGAUGUCAACCUUGCGCUGCUCAACGGUUCAGACCUGGACGUGGAGAUGGCACCUGGCGCGCUCUCGCCGUCGCCGGCCGAUAUCUCAUCGCCCGGCGCCACUUUUGGCCUGCCGCUCUCGCUGGACAAGGUGGACAGGACGCGCGCACCAUCGCCAGCCGCCUUUGUCUUUUCCCAGCAGAGUGACCGCCCUGGCGAGGUCGGUUCGUGCCCAGACGCUAAUGACGCCGCAAGUAGCGGCUCGUGUUCCGGCUCGGAGAGUGAGUCCGAGGCAGAUGUCGCGCUUGGCGGGCGCGACCGGGCCCGGCCCAACUCAGCCGGCUCCAUCGCCGAGCUAGUGGACGCCGAGCGAACUUCGCCGCGAUCCGAGUCGGUUUCGCGGCUUUCGGGCCUGAGUCGUAGCUUAGUCCGCGAGCCGUCAAUCGGCGAGAGCGGGCGCCGAUCGCGGCCGCGGUCCGCCGACCUCACCCUCGCCUCGCUCAGCCUCGGUGGCGGCGGGCACGAUGUCGCGCGUGGCCUGCUUACCUUUGAUGACGAGCGCCCUGCCGGGAGCUCGGAGCCGACCACGCCGCGGCUGGAAGAGUCGGCCAACAUGGCCGGGCUGGGCCAGCCGGAGAGCACGGCGGCUGAGGCUGCAGCAGUCCGGCUCGAGGCCUCGUUUGUUCUUCACCCAGUUUUACUUUCAGGCGCAUCUGGCGGCGCAGACCCGAGCGCCGUGGACCUGUUUGAGGCUUAUCGGGCGGCCUGCGAGCCGUGUAUGGCUGGUGCGCUGUGGUGUGAGUGGGAGACCGGGAUGCGGUCGCCGGCCGGCUCGCUCCUGGCCGGUUUUGCCUACCCGCGCAACUCACGGUAUCUCCGUGCGCUUGCAUUUAGCGUCAACGACCUGCACGCCGCAGUCAUCACUCCGCUCCUCCUCUUUCUCCCAGUGAGCGCGUACCCAGUGGCGUCGAGCUAUGAGGCACUCGGGCAUCUGGCGCGAACAGGUGCUGUCUCGUCCAGGAUUCUCGGCGCGGUCCAGAGCGCGCUGGGCCUUGCAUGGGAUGCGGCUGUGAGCCGCGGGCUCAAGAUGUCGCUGGCCGACGCGCGGAUCUCGCUCACUGGGCAUGCAGGUCUCACCGAAGACCUUGUCCGGGUUGCGUUUACCGUCAUCCUCCCACUCUACGUUCUCACGUCGAGUCAUACAGCCGAGCUGCCGCCGGGAAGUGGGAUGGAGGCCGCGGGCUCGCUUGCAGCCACGCUCGACGAGUACUGCAGCAUCGGCGUGGUGCUUUGGGCGCAGAUCACGUUGCACGAGGGCGAUGCGCACCUGGCUAUGCAGCAGCUGCUGUAUUUGCUGCAAGAGUUGGAGGCGGCUGGGACCGGCGGUGCGCGGCUCGAGGCAGCGGUGCGGACGGCACUCUCAGACUGCUACCUUUACCGCGGGCGGUAUCGCGAAGCCGAAUCACAGUACGAGCGUGCGGAGCAGUUGCUUGAGGGCAAGCUCGAUCCACACCGCAACAUUACUCGGACUGCCGCACCGCACACGGCACUGCUCCGCAAGAUUGGCGUCGGCCGAGGCGACGGCGGCGAGUGGGAGCCUAUCCGCGGUGGCUUUGUAGCGCCGAGCGCAGCCCGGCGGGCGCUGGGAGGCCUCAUGGAUGAGCUCUCAGUCCACGCUCUUGAUCUAGGCCAUCUCGAGCCGCUCGUCAAGGAGUUUUUUGGCAUGACGCGGUAUCACGCGAACCAUGGAUGGUGCCAGGCGAGUGUGGAGGCGAGCUGGAUGUGGCUGCUCGGGGUGGAGCGUGACCGCACCGGCUUUGCCAGCCAGCUCGCUGCUGCGCGUGCGGCGUCGGAUGCGUCAACUCUGGGGAGCGUGUUGAGCGGGGUCAAGGAGGCUGCGGGCCGGCUGCUGCCGUCAAUGAUGGGAUGGGCGUCGGUGACGCCAGCCCUCUCGCACAUUCUCCAGCUAGAGUCCGAGGCUAGCAGUGAGGUGGUGCAGGCGAUUGAUAGCGUGGUACGCGCGCUCCGGUUUGCCCAGCUCGAGUACCUGCAGGCCAACGCGCCGCGCAAGGCACUGCGGGCGACGGUGGCGGCGUACGCCGAGGCUCAACGCCAGAAGCAAGCCGGACGGGGCGGGAGCGUGCGCGAUGUCGGAUCAUCCGAGGUCGGCCUUGUCCGACUCCUCGACUUGCUCUUUGUUGAGCUGACCGGAGUGGAGACGAUGCGUGCGCCGAUGGCACCGGCAUCGGACCACUCGUCGAGCUUGUACCAGGAGGUAUGCUUCUCGGAGCUUGCCGCGCUCACCAUUCACAUAGUCAACGGAUCGACGGUGCUGUCUGUGGCCGGCAAGAAGCUCCUCUUUUCGGCAAUGUCGGACGCGCUGCCGUUUGCGCUGCGGACGCGGCUGGUGGCGCAGGUCUGCCAGCUCCGCGAGUUUUCGGAGCUCUUUUCGGCAUGGGUCGACCCCGAGUCAUCGCAGCUGCGGUUUGCGGCGCGGACGCUGGGCGACAUCGAGGCUGCGUUGAUGCGGCACUCGCGCGACACACCGUUCCUCCGGGCCGGGUGCUUGGCGGCGCUCGAGGCGGUGGCGGCCGGCGACGCGGUGACAACGUCGGUGGUGGCUACACUCGUCGAUGCCAUGCGGCGGCGGCCGGGCGAUCUCCGGCUGCAGCUCUUUGUCCUCCGUUUUCUUGUCACCCUUGGCGCCCCCGAACAUAUCGAGGCCAUUGACCCUAGCCUCUUGUUCAGCGCCAUGCGGAUCUACCCGACCAACGAGGAGCUUCACUUGAACGCGCUCACGGUGCUGUCGCGGGCGUCGCCGGCGCAGCUGCGGAGCAGCCUCGACCCGGACGUUGUUGUUUCGUCGCUCGCCCACCACGGCGAGUCGGUUGAUGGCCUGACCAAGCUCGCGCUGAUGGCCAUCGGCACCGCCACGCCGCCGCGCGCGCCCAUUGCGUGGACCAGGGCGCUCUUUGACAAGCUCACCGACGCUCUCAACGCAGUCAUGGCCUCUGCCGAGUCAUCGGCCAUGCUUGGCGAACUUGGUGGCAUGGUGACAAGUGUGCUUGAGCAGGUCGAGUCUGCUGUGCAGUGAUGUGCUCAUCUGUCAUCACAGCCAUCGUAUGGUGCCUGCUAUCCGCCAUGAGAGGUGGCAGUGCGGCCGAGAGAGCGCCGAGGCCCUUCUAUCCACAGCGACCGUUUUCUUUAAA